Messenger RNA from Entrophospora candida, 653 nucleotides. The record is from the annotation of a GenBank genome assembly. Lineage: Eukaryota; Fungi; Glomeromycota; Glomeromycetes; Entrophosporales; Entrophosporaceae.
AUGAGCUAUAAUUCUGUAGUUCUGGAUGAACUAUUACAACAAACAACUUGUUACGGAUUACCAUAUGGAAUUUUCGGGAUAUCCUGUUGGGCCAUUACGAUUUUUGGUGUUGCUUUAACAUACUUUGAUUUUCCUCUGUUUACACCAUGGCGAUGGGGUAAGGCUUAUAAAUCACAAGAUCCAUUGUUAGCGGUCAUAACAAGUGCUAUGGUGUUAGGACCAGUCAUCUAUACGUGUAUUCAUUGUCACGGAGAAUGGCAAGUAAUACUUUUGGCGGUCGGGCAGCUAACUCCAUGGAGUUUUAAGAUGAUGAAUGAUGGUCUUAGAGCUCGUAGUGUGAUUGCUUGUGGCAGUAAAGAACAAGACCCCCAUAAUAUAAAUGCACUGUACAUUACUAUUGGUAUAAUUUUAACGAUUCUACUAGCUGCUGGCGGUUGGGCUGGUAUAUUUGGAUUGAGCCUUAUGUUGGUAAACACGACAAAAGCUGUUAAUAAUUGGAUAUGGAUAUUAUUCGCAGUGGGACUAACAGCAUUUAUAACAAUAAGAGCAAAAGAGCCGUGUGUAGUUGCCAAAAAUGAUGUUUCAAAUGAAAUUGGAAGAAUGUGGUAUGAUCAAGUAUCGGAAAGAGCAUAUGAAGAUAACCCAGAAUGUAG